This is a messenger RNA of Mandrillus leucophaeus (drill), 999 nucleotides long. RefSeq names its product ring finger protein 208 (gene RNF208). NCBI's taxonomy places the organism in Eukaryota, Metazoa, Chordata, Mammalia, Primates, Cercopithecidae. The transcript has a single exon. The record is from RefSeq and is a predicted model, not a curated record. Gene Ontology annotation, biological process: protein ubiquitination. Gene Ontology annotation, molecular function: ubiquitin protein ligase activity. The coding region runs from base 34 to 819 and encodes 261 amino acids.
ACCCGAACAUCCAGUCUGACUGGAGACAGCCGGAUGCCCUCUGACCCCGGGCCCGAGGCGGGCAGUGGCUGGCCGGGCCUCCUCAUGUCCUGCCUGAAGGGCCCCCAUGUCAUCCUCAAGAUGGAGGCCAUGAAGAUUGUCCACCCUGAAAAGUUCCCUGAGCUACCGGCUGCCCCCUGCUUCCCGCCUGCUCCCCGGCCCACCCCAACUCUGGCACCCAAGCGUGCCUGGCCCUCAGACACAGAGAUCAUUGUCAACCAGGCAUGUGGGGGGGACAUGCCUGCCUUGGAAGGGGCACCCCAUACCCCGCCGCUGCCGCGGCGGCCCCGUAAGGGAAGCACAGAGCUGGGGUUUCCCCGUGUAGCCCCAGAGGAUGAGGUCAUUGUGAAUCAGUACGUGAUUCGGCCCGGCCCCUCGGCCUCGGCGGCUUCUUCGGCAGCGGCAGGCGAGCCCCUGGAGUGCCCCACCUGUGGGCACACCUACAACGUCACCCAGCGGCGGCCCCGUGUGCUGUCCUGCCUGCACUCUGUGUGUGAGCAGUGCCUGCAGAUUCUCUACGAGUCCUGCCCCAAGUACAAGUUCAUCUCCUGCCCCACCUGCCGCCGCGAGACUGUGCUCUUCACCGACUACGGCCUGGCCGCGCUGGCUGUCAACACAUCCAUCCUGAGCCGCCUGCCGCCGGAGGCGCUGACAGCCCCAUCCGGGGGUCAGUGGGGGGCUGAGCCCGAGGGCAGCUGCUACCAGACCUUCCGGCAGUACUGUGGGGCCGCGUGCACCUGCCACGUGCGGAACCCACUGUCCGCCUGCUCCAUCAUGUAGUAGUGCCUGCCCGCCCGCCACUGCCCGCUGAGCCUCACUCGCCGCUUCUUCAGGGACCCAGCCCUGCCCUGCCACCCGCUGACCCUUCCUUCCCCACCAUGGCUUCUGGCCCCACCCCAAGUGGCAUUGUCGCUGCAGCCAACUUUGCCAUUAAAACUCUUUGCCAAAGUUUGCACCUGU